CCAUUUUGGCUCAAGUCAGUUCGCGAUCUAGCAUGCUUGCUCGGGCGCGGAAUGGCGAUACGGGACGGCGCGGAAUGCGCGCCGAGGAGAACGGCACAAGAUCGCAAGGCCGCACGGCUCUGGGCCGUUCGCUCAGCGGAUAGAGCGGUCUCCAAGCUAUCGGAAGAGCUUGGUCGUAUCAGGGAGCAGCACGUGCAGUUGCUCGACUUCGUGGGCGCCCUGGCCGGAGGCGAUGCGGAGCUGGCCGACCGCCUUUUGGCACUGGCGCCAGCACUCCAGGAUUUGCUGCGUGGACGCCUCCCAAGCCACGUCAGCGUCCUCAGGCGGAACGUGGCGCUGCACUCCGACGCUUCUGGUGUGAGCAUCGCCAGCGCAGGAGUGCAUGCUCUCAAGAGCCUCCAGAAGGGGCCGCGACUGGAGUGCAGACAAGAGGGCUUCGUUUGGAAUCCUGAGGCCCCAGUUUUCGUUCCACAGGGCUCGGACCUUUUCGAGCAGUUCAUGCCGACCUUUGUGGGCGAACAGGCGGAGAUCCUGCUUCGCGAGCUCGGUCAUCUGACUGCCCAGGCAUCUCGUGCUGAAGCUGUCCAACCUGAAGCAGAGUCUGCUGAAGGCCCACCUGAGUGUGUAGAACAGCAUGCACACCUAGCAGCUGACGUUUCUGUGGACUACCCUGCCGAGCAAGCCGUUUAUGAGCCUGGUGCGGACGAGCAUCGCCAUCGUCUUCUGCAGUAUCGGUCCUUUCCUGCCCCUGCAGACGAAUUUCCGGAGGGAUCUGCUGGGGAUCCGACUUCUCUGCAUGGUGUACCUGGGUCUAUUCGGCCUGAGCGUGCCGAUGAUUGUGUGAAUGCCUCUGACGUGGAUACGACCUGCUCGGUGUCGGAGGCGGCGCCACAGGCCAGCACUGCGGUUAUGGCGUACCUGCGCGCUCACCCUGCGGCGCUCCUCUCGGGAGGCGGCGGGGCCCUCGCGGCUCCUGUGGCUGGCGGUACUGGUCCAGGCGCUGGUUUCGAGGGCAGCCGCGUCCGCAGGAAGCGAGGUGCAAGCACGGGGCGGCGCGCCCGUCGCGUCCGCUUCGACCUGCGUCCCGUCGUCAUCGGCACGGCCUUCGAGGAGGAGUCGGAGGAGGCCCCCCCGCGCGGAGGCGGGGCUGGCGAGGCCCAGGUGCAGGACGGUUAG
Messenger RNA from Prorocentrum cordatum, 1176 nucleotides. The record is from the annotation of a GenBank genome assembly. Lineage: Eukaryota; Dinophyceae; Prorocentrales; Prorocentraceae.